CUAUACCCCAAUCGCUCUUCUGAUAUUCCCAACAAAGCCUUGAGGAAUGACCAGCUCUUUAUAAUCAAAUCAACGAACCAGUACGAAAAGACAUGUCGGCUCUUCAACCACGACCUCUAGCUCCUCGAGCUGCUGCUGCUCCAGCACCCAUAACAACCAAAAUUGCCUCCACUCCUCUACAGAAGGUUGAACGGCAGUAUACUAAAUUUCUUGCCAAACGAUACAUGUCUGCCUACUUGGGCAGAGUAGCUCUUUGGACAGUUUUGGUACUUGCUGGAGCAUCUGUUUGUGUCACUGGCUCCGCCUCCUCCGGCCUUUACGCCCUCAUUUACGCCAUCCCCACCUUCAUCUCCCUCGCCAUCAUCCUUAAGCUCCGGAAAUCGUUCAUCACUGAACCCUACCGCCCCGCCCCCCAAACCUCUGUCGUCCAACUAUUCCUCUCCUCCUUCUGGGACCCGAGAGCCAUCACGCUGCUCGCGGCGUACUAUGUGUUUGGGUUGACUGUGUCGAAUGCGUGGUUGAGUUUGUUGGGAAGGAAUAAUUUGGGAUUCUUCACUCCUACCAUGUACGUCCAUUUUAAAUGUUUCUGUGGGUUCAAGCUGCUCAGGAACGACAGUCGACACCCGUGGCAGCUCAAUGAGCACCGAGUCAUCCUCGUCUUCUCCAACGCAUGCCUUCUCACCACCAUCGCCGCCCGUGACAUCCUAGGUGAUAAACUUAAACCCACAUGGCCGACAGAAAGGAAACCUUUGGGCAAAGCCGUCCAGGCAGCUCUUCUCAGCGAAGUCUGGACGUCCACCCGGAUCGGAUUCACAUUCUCAUGGUCCGUCAUUGCGCCUUUUGCCUACUGCUGGUUCGGUAUCAGGACUUUUGUAUGGCAGUGGGCCAACUGGAGGAUCCUCGCUUCAACUGUCCGACCGUUCGUGGGCAAUUUUGCUCGCCAGACGUCCAAGACGCCUAGUCCGUGGUCGCUCCUCGGCCCGAUGCUGGUGUUGAACUUUGUGGCGCUUGUCAUAUUACAGUUCCCUGUCAAAGCGUUGAUGGCUUAUACAACUCAGCCUUUACACUUUGACCAGUUCUACAAGAAGAGUCCGUUGAGUCAGGAUCAAUACUUGAUCACUGCUCUCAAAUCCAAAGACAAGUACCACCUCCAAUUCACCCUCAUGGAGCUUCUCCGCGUGGCUCACAUCCCCGCCUCCCGCAAGGCCCUCUUUGACAACAUAUCCAGAUCUCCCGUCCCCGUCCUCGCCCUCUGGGAAGACCUUCUUCUCCACUUUGGCACCGUCCACCACACCCUGAUCACCCGCGGCUCCACCUCUCGCCCCCUCACCCCCGCCCAGCCUUCCACCUCCUCCUCUGCCCAAGCCAUUCCCAUCAAGCAAGGCGACAUCUUUCGUCCCCAGCCCCAAGCCAAGUCUUCAUCAUUCAACAUCAAAGCCGCUUUCGACGGACCUAUCCGGCCUUCUGCCCCUCCUCCCGCUGUGGCAAAGGAAAUCUCGAAAGUCGGUGAUCUGGCCAAGAAGAGGAUUGGAGAGGCACAAGGCAUGGCGUUGGGGAGGAUUGAAGCGACGGGGGUUGGGGCGAGUUUUGUUGGAGAGGCGAGGGUUGCGCGGAGGGAUGUGCAUGAGUGGGCAGGGAGAGAGUGGGCCAGGAGGUCGGUGAGAGUUGUGCUGGGAGAUGCGGUCAUUGUGCAGAGGGUCAUUGACAUCAUGGUGCUCUUGGCAGGCGCUUCAAUUCAAGAAGAUACCUACGGCAACGUCCAGCAAGUGCUUCCCUCGACCCUUGAAGCAAUAGUCCGAUUCCGGGAUGCCGUCAAGCUGUUUGAGCUGGAACUUGUUGGCAAGGCGAGAGUGCUCGGGCCAGCGCAGGAGAGCGGCUUGGAAGAGAUCAAGGAGAGUCUGGGGGAGAUUGUUAACUACUGUGAAGACUCUGUGCGCAAGGUGGCUGCUGAUUUCGGGCAGAGCCUGGGGGCCUUCAGGUUCCCGCCUGUCAUUGCGCAUAGUUUGGGAGAGAUUUGCAAGCCUAGCUAUUAAGAAAGCGGGGUGUGGGGGACGAGGCUGAUUGACAUGC
Molecule: messenger RNA, 2070 nt
Organism: Cryptococcus amylolentus CBS 6039
Lineage: Eukaryota; Fungi; Basidiomycota; Tremellomycetes; Tremellales; Cryptococcaceae
Exons: 10
Coding region: 93-2033 (646 amino acids)
Biological process (GO): nuclear pore organization; spindle pole body localization
Cellular component (GO): spindle pole body; nuclear pore transmembrane ring
Molecular function (GO): protein-macromolecule adaptor activity
Source: RefSeq, a predicted model, not a curated record